AUGUGGUCUUGUAUUAUGAAACCACUGGCGGUUCUCGCCUCAGUGGCUGCCCUGGCCUCACCCGUCUCUGGAGAGAAGAUUCUUUACUCCAACUCGCUCAACAGUUGCCAAAAGGAUAACGGUUUCAAAGCUACGCUCUUCAAUGUCGCCUUGACACCGAACAAUGGCUCUGCCUUUGUUAAGGCUGUGGCUACCUCUUCCAUCCAGGGCAAGGUCAUCUUCGACAUUCGACUCUCGGCAUACGGCUACCAGUUCCUUCAACAGACCGUAGACCCUUGUACGAUCAACCUUGCUGGUCUCUGUCCCAUGGUUUCUGGAAAAAUUCCGUUCAAGUUCAACUUGCCAGUCGGCAAAGAAAAUCUCAAACAAGUACCCGGAAUCGCCUACAGUGUUCCUGAUCUCGACGCUACCGUCCGCGUUUAUGUGAACAUGUCCAGUACUGGCGAGAGCGUCGCUUGUGUCGAAGCUGAUUUUUCCAACGGAAAAACAGUUGAUCUCAAAGGUGUCAAGUGGGCUACUGCCAUCAUUGCCGGCCUCGGUCUGAUCUCUUCUGCCGUUGUUUCUGGAGUUGGCCACGCCAACACUGCUGCACAUGUCGCUUCUAACUCGCUUUCCUUGUUUGGCUACUUCCAGGCACAGGCCAUUCUUGGUCUCACCAGCGUCGGACUCCCCCCAAUCGUCUCCUCUUGGACUCAGGACUUCCAGUGGUCAAUGGGAAUCAUCCGUGUUGGUUUUAUGCAGGACAUUUUUACGUGGUACCAACGAGCAACCGGCGGCACACCCGAGUCUAUUCUGUACAAUGUUCGCCAAGUGUCGGUUGAGGUUCAGAAGCGAAGUUUGCAAGCUGCCUCUACUAGUAUCGAUCUUUUCAAACGCAGUGCCGCCAUGAUGCCUCGAAGUAUCACGGAGCCCAUCGGUCAUGCUGCUGGGGCACUCGCCAAGCGCGCCAAUAUCCAAACCGAGGAUGGCACUUAUAUCGUGUACGGUAUUCAGCGAGUCGCUUUCAAGUCGAAGAUUGAAACCACCAACCUGUUCAUGACGGGUCUCACUUUCUUUUGCAUCUUCGUGGUUAUCACAUGUCUAGCUAUUGCUGCUUUCAAGGGUGUGUGCGAGCUGUGCGUUCGUCAGAAGUGGAUGGCCCCAGACAAAUUUUUGGAAUUUCGAAACGGCUGGAUGACUGUCCUUAAGGGCAUUCUCUUCCGUCUGACACUCAUUGGCUUCCCUCAGAUGGUCAUUCUUUGUUUGUGGGAAUUCACUCAACAGGAUUCGCCUGCUGAGGUCGUUCUCGCUGUCUUCUUCCUCCUGGGAAUGACUUUCACCCUCGCUUGGGGCGCCAGCAAGGUCAUUCGCAUCGCUCGCCGUUCUGUUGCCAUGCACCGCAACCCAGCCUACAUCCUUUUCUCGGAUCCCCAGGCCCUCAACAAGUGGGGUUUCCUCUAUGUUCAAUUCCGAGCCUCUGCUUACUACUUCAUUGUUCCCGUCCUUGUCUACACUGUGGUCAAGGCUAUGUUUGUUGCAUUGGCUCAGAAGAACGAUGUAGCACAGGCAGUUGGGUUUAUCAUCAUUGAGGUCGGUUUCUUAAUUGCUGCCUCGGUUCUUCGACCUUGGAUGGAUAAACCGACCAACUCGUUCAACAUCGCGAUUGCUGCCAUCAACUUCAUCAACGCCAUCUUUCUUCUCAUCUUUUCUAAUGUGUUUGGGCUGCCUAAGAUCGUUGUUGGUGUCGUUGGUGUCGUGUUAUUCGUUUUGAAUGCUGCAUUCGCGCUCAUUCUUCUUCUCAUGCUUAUCGUCUCAACGGCCUUGGUCUUUUUCCGCAAGAACCCUGAUGCACGAUACCAAUUCAUGGCCGAUGAUCGUGCCUCUUUCAUGAAGUCUCAAACCCAGGUCAACGCCACAACCGAGCUUGAUGCUCUUGCUGCUACUGCCCGAGGUGACAAGGCUGGUUAUAGCAACAAGCACCUCGAUCUCGAUGAGGAGGACUCGGUGUCGUCAGAGAGCUUGAGAAGGCGGGCGGAGAUGAACAACCAGUCCCAAACAUCAUUUCAACGGGGCGAUGUUCCUCCCCGGUCUCCUGUGAACCCCGCGAUGCCGCUUUUCCCUGCUGACGGACAGCGACCAGCAAGCCCGUUCCGCAAUGCAUCACCAAACCCAUACCAACAGUCAACCUCCAAUCUCUCUCAACAACGGUCGGCAGGUGACAGUAGCCCAGGCGGUUACAGAUCACAGAACAAUGCAAGCCCUUGGCAACGUGGUGCUGGUUACGAGCACUAA
Messenger RNA from Fusarium subglutinans, 2271 nucleotides. Its product is annotated as calcium related spray. The record is from RefSeq and is a predicted model, not a curated record. The transcript is spliced from 2 exons. Gene Ontology annotation, biological process: transmembrane transport; fungal-type cell wall biogenesis. The coding region runs from base 1 to 2271 and encodes 756 amino acids. NCBI's taxonomy places the organism in Eukaryota, Fungi, Ascomycota, Sordariomycetes, Hypocreales, Nectriaceae.